AUGUCUGAGGCACUGAUUACCAUGAGCUAUCAAUUUGACAAGUUCAUCAUUCGCCUGGGCACUGUUCAUCGGACUAAGAACGAGACCACAGCCUGGGUCAUUGCCGCCCACUGGGCUGUAGCCCACCCGGACCACGAAACGGAGGCCUAUUCGAGUCAUGACGUGGCUGUAAUAUUUCUGCCCAAGAAAGCUCCUCUCAGCAGUUUCAUUGAGCUGAUCACGUUACCUUCCUUCAGCGAGGUCAAUGACACCUUCGUAGGAAAAACUGCCUUGCUCAGUGGCUGGGGAAGAACAGGUGACGGCGGAUCCAUUCCUGACACUCUUCAGUAUGCUGAGUUGACGGUUGUUCCCAAUUCAGUAUGCGAGGAGGGCUACGGACCAGGUUUCGUUCUUGAAAGUACGCUGUGUGCCGGAAACAAGUUCAAAGGCAUCUGCCUCGUGAGUAAAAAGUGUGGUCUACCACGACAACUUACAAUCAACAUCAUAUUGUGUGACUUUCCAUAA
Molecule: messenger RNA, 504 nt
Organism: Schistocerca cancellata (South American locust)
Lineage: Eukaryota; Metazoa; Arthropoda; Insecta; Orthoptera; Acrididae
Product: venom protease-like
Exons: 4
Coding region: 1-504 (167 amino acids)
Biological process (GO): proteolysis
Molecular function (GO): serine-type endopeptidase activity
Source: RefSeq, a predicted model, not a curated record